AUGGAUAGUGAGUUUUAAUAGUAUACUUAACCUAUUUGGGUGCUUACGAAUUAGGCUUUUCGCAAAGCUGCUUAUACAAAGCAAAUCUAGAAUUUAAAUGGAUUUUAAGAUUUCGAAUCAAUAGUAGAAUAUCAAGACCUCAUAUUUCCACUUCUUUAGAAUGAAGCCUAUCAUUCAUUGAAAAGAGAGUAAUCAAGAUUUUUGGACGAUUUAAAGGAUCGUGUUUAAUACCCUCUUGUUUUUGAAGUGAUAUUUAAUUAAGAAGCAGAUCGAAGUAAAGAGGAUGGUGUUAGGUUUGAUGUUUUGAAGGAAUAUAAAAUAAUGAAAGAUGAAUAGCCUGCUAAGAAUGAAUUUUGGAAAUAUAAUCACUUUGCACAAUAUUUAAUUUUUAAACAAUCAUAGCAAUAUUUUGGUGCAGUAUAUUCUAGAAAUCCAAAUCAACCAAGUCAAUACUUUACUUCUUUGGCUAUCUAUUAAAAAAAGCAAGGCGAAGAAUCAUUAAUAUUCCCUUAUAAUAAAUAGGUGAUGGAUAUGUUUAAAUUUAAAAAUAUAGUUACUGCUGAUGAAAAUUUGACUAUUUAUAAAAAUUACGCUAAUGAUACAUCUCAAAUUUGGGAUUAAAGAUUAAAUGUGUAUUUUUAACCCAUUAGCCCUUUGAGCGCAUACUUGAAUGAAACAGAAACUAUUUUCAACCUUAAGCAGUGCAUAUUUUAUAAACUAUUACUUCGUCCAUGUUAAGAAUUAAAUCAAGUUUAAAUUUCAGAUUUUUGCGAGAAGGCGAGGGUUCAAUAGGAAUUAUAUUUUAAUAAUUUUACAUAUUCAAAACAAUUUAAUGAAAAUUAAUUACGAGCAAUCAGAAAUGCUUUAGAUUUUACUAAAAGGGUAAAUUAUAAUAAUUAACAUCAUAGUUUACAAUUAUUAAAGGUCCUCCAGGAACAGGAAAGACAUAAACCACUAUUGGUAUUAUAUCCAUAAUGGCGGAUUUAUUAAUAAGAUCAAAGGAUAUUUCUCAAGGAUGUAUUCUGGUAUUAGCAAAAUCAAAUAGUGUUGUCAAUGAUUUAAUUAGAAAAAUUAGGAACAGUAUUGAUACACCAAAUUCUAUUAUUUACUGCUUUGAUAACAAACCGGAUAAAUUAAAGAUACUUCGUUUUGGAAGACCAGAAAAAUGUGAUUAAGAUAUCUAAAGAUAGAGCUUAGAAAUAAGAUCUUAAAAUCAUUUUUUUUAAUUCAAAGCUAAGGAUGAUGUUCGAGAAUUUUACAAUAAGUACAUAACACCUGAAAUCAAAUCUGAACUUAAAAUUCAUGAUCUGUAAGAGUUUACACAUUAUUUGAAAGAAACCGAAUAAUAAUUUACUCUUAUAUCUUUAUUAAGUUAUAUAGAAGAAUUAAAUUUUAGAACUCGCAAAUAGAAAAUAUUGGAAGCAUAUGGAAAAUUAUAUGAAUAAUUAUCCUAAUUAUUAAAGCUGAAGAAGAAGGUAUACGAAGAAAUAGAAUAAGAUUACUUAGAUUAAGUAUUAAAUAUUAUUAAUUAAUUAGUGUCAUAUUAUAGUUUCAACCCUUAACAGUUGUUCUAAACUCUGUUUGGAAAAAUACUUUGAUAAGGUAAAAUUAAGAAUGUGCAUUAUUGAUGAAGCACCAACUGCUUUAGAACCUUCUUUACUUAUACCUUUUGUAAAAUAUCGGAUAAUUGAAAAAGUUGUUUUGCUGGGGGAUAUAAAAUAACUCAACCCAAUAGUUAUUGCAAAUGAAUCCAUAAAUUAUGGUUAUAAUAGAUCUUUGUUCUAAAGAUUAGCAAAGGGAUUGAAAAGGGAUUCAAUAAAGCUGAUACAUUAAUAUAGAUAAAUGCCAAACCUUGCUGAAAUUACUUCUUAAUUAUUUUAUAAAGGUUAAUUGAAAAAUGGAAUCGAUAAUAUGUAAUUCCCAGAAUGGAUUUAAAUGAAAUUAUCUUAGACGCGCAAUAGACUGUUUUUCAGCGCUCCUGCAUUCACUGAAAGCAACGAAGAAACUAGUAAAAAAAAUGAUUUAGAAUGCUUAGCAAUUAUACUUCUGACUAAAUACCUAUUACAAGGGUAGAAUUUCCCUAAAAAUUAAAAACCAAUUACUAUUAUAAGUGCUUAUAGAGCUUAAACAGAAAAUAUAUACAAGAAGUUAUAAUAGGAAGCAUUGACAUAAGAAAAUGAUUAAAUACAUUUAAUAGACUAAGUUGAAUUAGACACAGUAGAUUCAUUUUAAGGAAAAGAAAAUGAUAUAAUAAUUUUAUCACUUGUACGAUCAAAUGAUAAAUAAGGAUUUUUAAAAGAUAAGAAAAGAGCUAAUGUAGCUUUGUCGAGAGCAAAAUAUUGUUAAUAUAUUUUUGGAACCAAACAGACUAUGAAGUUAGAUUUGAGAAAUUGGAAUAAAAUAAUUAGAAAACUGGAAGGUUGUAACGAAAUUAUUAGUUAUAAUUAAUAAUUAUUAUAAAACCCAUAGUUCUUUGAGAAUGUCUUAAUGGCAUAAUGA
This is a messenger RNA of Paramecium octaurelia, 2499 nucleotides long. The record is from the annotation of a GenBank genome assembly. NCBI's taxonomy places the organism in Eukaryota, Ciliophora, Oligohymenophorea, Peniculida, Parameciidae.